Messenger RNA from Cuculus canorus (common cuckoo), 1846 nucleotides. RefSeq names its product tectonic family member 1 (gene TCTN1). The transcript has 14 exons. Lineage: Eukaryota; Metazoa; Chordata; Aves; Cuculiformes; Cuculidae. Gene Ontology annotation, biological process: protein localization to ciliary transition zone; cilium assembly. Gene Ontology annotation, cellular component: MKS complex. The record is from RefSeq and is a predicted model, not a curated record. The coding region runs from base 85 to 1839 and encodes 584 amino acids.
UCAUGCCCUGUGGCAGAGCACCGCCUGCCUCCCGUCGUGGCCUGGGGCGGGCGGACUCGCCCUUCCCAUGAUGCCCCGCGCUCCAUGGUAACGGCGCCGUUGCUAAGGGCGGCCGCCAUGGCGGCGGCGUUGAUGCUUGGGACUUUCCUUCUCCUCCUCCUCCUGCCGCCACUCCGGGCAGAGGAGCCGAGCGAGGAGCCCAGCGAGGAGCCCGCAGACACGCUACCGGAGACACGGGCGCGACCCCGCAGCAGGCCGGCCCCCGUCACGGACGUUGCCAGGCUGUGUGUUUGUGAUCUGCUGGUGGCAGAGUGUGAUACCAAUUGCUGCUGUGACCCUGACUGCGCUACAGCAGAUUUCAGUCUCUUUACUACGUGUUCAGUUCCUAUUGUCACAGGUGAUGGCCAUCUCUGUAGCCAGAAAGCUGCUGUAUAUGCACUUGAUGUUGAUGCAAAUCCACCAGAAAGGAUAUUUGAAUUAAUUGACCAAGUCAAUCCCAGUGUUUUCUGCAUUCAUUCUACAAAUUAUAAACAAGCCCUCUCCUUCAGUUUCCCUGAAAUGCCUACGUCUGAAAAUUUUGAUGAAUUGCUUAAACGGUUUGGGAGUGCUGCUUUUCGUGCUGAGCCUGACGACUGGAAUAUGGAUACACAUCCUUCUGAUGCAAAUGAAACUUAUAGAUACGAGUACGGCGUGCCUGUACAGACAGCGGAUGCAUUUCUAAGACUACCUAGCCCUGUUGUCUCCUCUUGGUGCUCUGAUGCGAAUCCUGCAGGGUUUUUAGUAAACCAGGCUACAAAAUGUACCAGGUUGGUAAGUGUGGAAAAAUGUGUCAACAUUGAAGCAGUCAGCAUGCUGUUCUAUGUCAACUCCAGCAUUUUAGCAGUGCCCAAAUCAAGUCAGAUGGUUAAUAUUACUGUCCAGUCUGUAGUUGUCCAGUCUCAGAAUGGAACGCGGACUUUACUUAAUGGUAGUGAUGUCCUCAGGCUCCCUGUGAUUUUGGAUGAACUAUGCAUAAAUAUAGUUCUUGGGGUGAGUUAUCACAUUACAUACACAGACGCAGGAGAAAUAAUAGAAGCAGCUGCUUCUUUUGUCCUGGGGGCAAUUAACAAAGAAGCAUUUUCAAUACAGCAGAGCUUUGAAAUCAGCUUUACUCAGGUAAAUACACAGCCAGUUCCUCUCAGUGGUAAUCCUGGUUAUGUUGUUGGACUGCCUAUAAGAGCAGGCUUCCGGCCACAAGGAUCUGGCAUCAUUCAGAACACUAACAAAUACAAUCAGCUUACUAUUCUGCAAAGUACAUCCAGUCAGGACUGUCUGGCAGCACAGGGAGCCAGAAUGCCAGUAUUGUUUGGUUAUAACAUGAUAUCAGGCUGUACGUUACGAAUUACAGCUGCUAUGCAGUGCCAGCCUUUGACUCGGACCCUGCUAGAUUUACUGAAGGGACAAAACUUUCCUGAAUAUGUGGCCUCAUUUGGAAAUUCUCAAGCCCAGGACGUGCUCGACUGGGUGCCGAUAAUUCACCUCCACAUCUCAGAACAGUCAGACAAUGACAGAAUUUCUAAUGCUUUGCAGAGCUCAUGCCAAAUACCAGUAUCACUUGAAAUAGAAGUGAAGUGGACUAAAUAUGGAUCCCUAGUCAAUCCACAAGCCAGAAUAGUGAAUGUAACAGCAACAAUCGCUACCAUCACAUUGAAGCAGCUUCCCUCAGGAAGGGAAAGGACUAUUCCUGUAACAAGUUCAGUUGUUUUCACUGAUAUUUCUUCACCUGCAGAGCCAGGCUAUAAAGCUUGGCCCACCAUUAAUGCCAAGUUACCCUUUGAUUUUUUCUUUCCAUUCGUCUGAGGUAAGU